Candidozyma duobushaemuli is the source of this 2262-nucleotide messenger RNA. RefSeq names its product mRNA-binding protein. The transcript has 2 exons. The coding region runs from base 1 to 2262 and encodes 753 amino acids. The record is from RefSeq and is a predicted model, not a curated record. NCBI's taxonomy places the organism in Eukaryota, Fungi, Ascomycota, Pichiomycetes, Serinales, Metschnikowiaceae.
AUGUCAAUAAACCUAAAGAAAUUGGAAUCUGGAAUCCCAAUGGAGUUGUGGUACGGCUCUGAAUUCGAAGACUACACCAAGAAUCGACUCCCCAAACUAGAACCGUUGGAAGAGGCCCGUUCGGUUGAAGACUCCUUCAUGGAUGCAACAGAUCGCAAGCGUAUUCGACAGAAAAAGCCAUUGAUCGAUGUCGAGCUCAUCGGAGCAUCGAACUACAGGGAUUGGGACGCUCAAUUCCGGAAUUGGCUUGAUAAACAGGACCAGUGUGCUAGGCACUUUGAAGGUGGGUUGAUCUCAGAGAAACACAUUGAUCCCUCGGUCAUGCAACACUACAAGCACUAUGACGUGGAAGGUUUUCAAGAGCUUGUUCGUGAUAUCGACUUGGCACUCGUGGCUUUCUUGACCACAAGCUUGUCUAAGGAACACUUUCCUCAAGAGUGCAAGCUGAGACAAAAGUACCACAAGUUGAGAAACCAGAUCGACGAGCACUGCUUGAUGAGAGCUGUAACAUACUGGCCCAAAAAGGACCGUGGUCAAAUGUGGAUUGAUACCACUAUUGACGAAGCGCUCCCCACGCCAUAUUCGAAACAUACUUUCCUCUGGAGCACCUGGCACGAUUAUCACAUUGUCAACGACAAAAGGCUAUUUUGGUGGUUCAGGGAGACCGAUCCGGAGAAAGAGGCUUCAGAGGGCAGACCGGGCGUCUGUGGAAUUGGAGCUAUCAAGGUGAGAUUUGACACAGGCUCACCGUUCAUCCUUCCUAACGUGGCCUAUGUUCCUGGAUCAGAUCUUAUCUACUCUGAGAUGGCAGCGAGAAGUGUUGGUCGUUCGAUUACACUCACAUCAAAUCUCAGCUGGAAUCGUCGUCAAGUCGGUCGGAUUUCUCCACGUCCCCAGUUAGAUCUAGGGAUCCUCAGCAUGGACUUCUUACCUGUGGAAACAGCGAUCUGUAAGAUUGAGGCGCAACUUGAAAGUUUGAAAGCUGAGGAAAGGAAGGCGUCGAUCGGGGUGAAGACUGAUGACUCUGAAGAUAUGGGGAAGAAGAGGGAAAAGACAUCUAAGAAGCCCGUGAAGAAAGUUGCACCUAAAACCGAGGAGACUGACGGCGUGAAACAAGAAGAUGACGAAGAUGAGGAACAAGAGGAGGAUGGUGACAAUGGCGAAGAGGAGGAAGAUGAUGACGAAGACGAUGAACAUGAUGAAGACGAUGAAGAAUGGCCCAUCGCUCAACAGCUCACCCCACUCCUUAUCACGGAGCUCACUACCAAGUACAACAUCCCAGAUGACGCCAAGGAUGUCGCUGAGUACAUCAUCAUGUUGAUUGGAAACGGCCGUCCAGCUAACGAGAUUGUUGCUGAGACCAAGGAGAUCGUCAGCAUCCCUAUCGACGAGACCUUCAUUGGUACCGUCUUCGCUGAGAUCGGUCGUCUCGAGACCCUUGCCUCUCAGAGCCAGGAGGACACCUCCAUGGCCGUUGAGGAGAAGAAGCCCCGUGGUAGAAACGUCAAGUUCCAGAAGGGCGUUGAGGCACGUGGCAAGUUUGGUGCCCUCACCAAGCCCCGUGUCACCAGAGCUGGUAUCACCAAGGGUGCUAUUGGCAAGCCCGCUGUUGGCAAGGCCAGCAAGGACUUUGUCGCCAAGAGCCACGGCAGAAAGGAGAUCCCAACCAAGCCAAAGGGCCAGCACAUCCAGGAGAAGAAACUCUUGGAGCAGAUCCAGCAGCACAUGCCUUCUCUUUUGGCUAACCACGGUCCAGAGGUGGAGAGCUGUAAGUAUGGACAUGUCUGCUCCAAGGAGAUGUGCCCAUUUGGUCACCCUACCCCAGCGAACAAGGACGCCAGGAACACUACCCCAAGAUGGUGCAAAUUCAACAAGAAGUGUACCAACAAGAACUGUGUUUACGCUCACUCUUCGCCAAACUACCUGAACCAGUACACUCCAGCCAAGAGACAGGCCACCACCUUGGAGCAGUGUAAGUUCAACAACUCCUGUACCAACAAGGGAUGUCACAGACGUCACGCCACCUCUCUCGUGGCUUGCCAGCGUGGUAACGACUGUAAGUUGCCAUUCUGCACCUACAACCACAUCAUCGAUGAGGAGUGUCGUCACAAGAACGAGUGUGCUAACAAGGUUUGCUAUUUCAAGCACCCUGACGCCAGAGAGGUUGGUUUCCUCAAACAGAACACCGGUGGCUCCGAGCCAACCAACGAACGUGCUUUUGCCGUUCCCGAGGACCAAGUUAUGGAGCAGGCUGUUCAGUAA